CCGCCUCCCGCCCGCUCCGCAGCGCCAGCUCGGCAGGCGCGGGGUGUGAGUGUGGAGUGAGACCCGCCGGGCUCCAACUCCGCAGCGCCGGAGCGCGGCGGGCAGCAACUUUCUCCCGCGAGCGGCCGUGGCGGCGGCUGCUGCCGUGGCAGCCGGAGCGGAAGCCGGGAGGAAGAAGGCGGCGGCGGCGGCGGUUGCUCCCGCCGGCUCGGGCUGUCCAGCUCGCUGAGACUGCCGGCCCGCGGAGCCGCGUCCCCCCGGGCAGCCCCGGGCCCCUGCCCUAUGUCCCGCAAGGCGAGCGAGAAUGUGGAGUACACGCUGCGGAGCCUGAGCAGCCUGAUGGGCGAGCGGCGCAGGAAGCAGCAGGAGCCGGACGCGGCAAGCGCGGCCGGGGAGUGCAGCCUCUUGGCGGCCGCCGAGUCGAGCACCAGCCUGCAGAGCGCGGGCGCGGGCGGCGGCGUCGGGGACCUGGAGCGCGCGGCGCGGCGGCAGUUCCAGCAGGACGAGACCCCCGCCUUCGUGUACGUGGUGGCCGUCUUCUCUGCGCUCGGCGGCUUCCUGUUUGGCUAUGACACCGGGGUGGUGUCAGGGGCCAUGCUGCUGCUCAAGCGGCAGCUCAGUCUGGACGCGCUGUGGCAGGAGCUGCUCGUGUCCAGCACGGUGGGGGCGGCUGCUGUCUCGGCGCUGGCCGGAGGCGCCCUCAACGGCGUCUUCGGCCGCCGCGCUGCCAUCCUCCUGGCCAGUGCCCUCUUCACCGCCGGCUCCGCGGUGCUGGCCGCGGCCAGCAACAAGGAGACGCUGCUCGCCGGCCGCCUGGUCGUGGGACUCGGCAUCGGCAUUGCUUCUAUGACAGUGCCAGUGUACAUUGCGGAGGUCUCACCACCCAAUUUAAGAGGCCGAUUAGUCACCAUUAAUACCCUCUUCAUCACAGGAGGGCAGUUCUUUGCAAGUGUUGUUGAUGGAGCCUUCAGUUAUCUCCGGAAGGAUGGAUGGAGGUACAUGUUGGGACUUGCAGCAAUUCCGGCAGUUAUACAGUUUUUUGGCUUUCUCUUUUUGCCUGAGAGCCCUCGAUGGCUUAUUCAGAAAGGACAGACUCAGAAGGCCCGCAGAAUUUUAUCUCAGAUGCGUGGUAACCAGACCAUUGAUGAGGAAUAUGAUAGCAUCAAAAACAACAUUGAAGAGGAGGAAAAAGAGGUCGGCUCAGCUGGACCUGUGAUCUGCAGAAUGCUGAGUUAUCCCCCAACUCGCCGAGCCUUAAUUGUGGGUUGUGGACUACAAAUGUUCCAGCAACUCUCAGGCAUUAACACCAUCAUGUAUGUAUUUCUUUCUGGCUUUUUACUGAAAAGAUUGUGAAAGGAUUAUUUUACAUGAAAUAGUAAAAAGUAUUUCAUGUAAAUACUAUACUCAGUGAUUUAUUCUGAUUAAAUGUAUGGAUUCUCCUUUUGGGAGAUACUAACUUUACAAUUUUUUAAUUCGAGUAAUUUGUAACUAGACAAAGGUGAUUUAUUUUGUUUGUUAUAUUAUUGGCUUUAUUUGAUUCCAUAAAAUGUCUCUUUUAUGACAUCCAAUACCUCCUUGUAUUCUGAGCUUAAAUAUGUCAUUUUUUAUAAACCAUUUCCUGAUGGUGGUUGGAAAGUAAAAUAGAAGGAAAUCACCUGGCAUUGCCAGAGAUUAUGGGCACACAGAUAACUAAUUAGUUUCUUUUUGGUGCAGUCUACUACAGUGCAAUGUGAUAAGCACAUUAGUAGAAGUACGUUGAUUAUAACCAGAGUAUGGUAGAGGGGAAAUUGAGUGGGAAGGAUAGUGGGGAAUACAGAAAAGUUCCCUGUUCUCUAAUUGUAAGAGUAAUUCCCAAAGCUGUAUGUUUGCUGGGGGUGGGAAGGACUAAAUAUUAGGGGCUCUACUAGGUUUCCCUCAUUCAGUAUUAAACCCAUUUUUGAGGGCCUCUAUUGCCCUAGACCUACAGCAGUAACUAAAGUAGACCUGGGUCUUGUCCUCAUGGAUGUACAGGCUGGCAGAGGAAACACACAUUAAAUAAGCUCACAGUUAAAUACAAGAUUUCAAAUUAUGAUAAGGGCCAGACAGGACUCUCAAUUCUCCACAGAGUAGACUUUUAAGAUCCUAAAUAAUAAAAUGCAGUUUAGAGAAGGUUAUGUGCUUUCCCAGGGCACAUAUUGUUAGAUUAAAAUCUACCACAUCUUAGAAGUCCUCCCCACCCCCUUCCUAUUGAUUGAAGUUUUUCAUUAAGAAAAUACAAAUUAUAUAAAAUUAAAUUUUCUCUGGUAAACCAUUUGUAUUUGAGACUCUUGAUUUUUUUAAUUACUUGAGAUAUGAUGAAUUAAAUAGUGACAGUUUGAGAAGAGUGGAUUGAUUAAAAUAUUUUUAAAAAAUAAGGAUUAGGACCCAAUGAACCAGUAGAUUAAAUCAAGAUUUGUUAAGAAACUCCAUUUUCUAUACAUUCACACACUUUGUGGAUUUGACUUUAAUCAUAAUGCCUGUUAGAUGUUAACUUUCGAGACUACAUUUUCAAUAUUUUGUCCUGUCCUCCUUCUCUCUGACAUUAACUUUCAUUUUUUCUCACCUUUGCCAACUCUCUUAAGGCUCAUCUGUUGGUCUAGUGCCAGGCACGUUUUGCUUGUUUGUUCUCUGAAUUUGGUACAUCAUGACUUGUUCUGAGAUGUGUCCACCUUCUGCAGUCUGGUGGAAGUAGAGAAUUGCAGCUAGGCUAGAACCAAGCAUCAAAUAAUCGGAUGCAUUAAGAACCCUAUGUGAAUUCGUUAGCUGACCAACCUAAUACGUGUUCUGUUUCCGAAAAUAUGUUUUGUUUGUUAUGCUUUUUUUUCUAAGCAUUUAAAGUUGACAAGUAUAAAAGCAUAGAAAGUGAAGGAUUUUUCUUGUACUUUUUUUGUUUUCACUUCAAACAGGUACCAAAAACAGAGCCAACUCUAGUUUAUGGGUAGUGACUGGGGCUAAUGUGUUCCUAGUUUGAAAUGACUGUCAUAAUCCAUUAGCAGUAACUGGUGUAAAUUGAGCUGAUUGACGUUGUCAAAUUUUAAUAAAACAUUCAUUUCUCCAAA
Mandrillus leucophaeus (drill) is the source of this 3077-nucleotide messenger RNA. Its product is annotated as proton myo-inositol cotransporter-like. The transcript has 4 exons. Lineage: Eukaryota; Metazoa; Chordata; Mammalia; Primates; Cercopithecidae. Gene Ontology annotation, biological process: transmembrane transport. The record is from RefSeq and is a predicted model, not a curated record. The coding region runs from base 283 to 1353 and encodes 356 amino acids. Gene Ontology annotation, molecular function: myo-inositol:proton symporter activity. Gene Ontology annotation, cellular component: membrane.